AUGGCCACGACUAGCAAGCAAUACAAGGCGAUAGGCGAGGACCUCUGGAAGGGCCGCACAGAGAAGAUUAACGCAGAGCUCUUCGCCCUGACGUACGGCGCGCUCGUCGUGCAGCUCAUCCAGGACUAUGAGGACUACGCCGAGGUCAACAAGCAGCUCGAGAAGAUGGGCUACAACAUCGGCACGAGGCUCAUCGAGGACUUCCUCGCGCGCAGCAACAUGGGGCGAUGCGCGGACUUCCGCGAGGUCGGCGAGGUCGUGGCAAAGGUCGGAUUCAAGUCGUUCUUGAACAUAACGCCCAAUGUAACACACGGCGCCCAACCACCCGCCUCAUCUCCGACCCGGACGAGCAUGCCACCACCCCAGGUGAACGCACCUGGCGCGAGCUUCACGCUGACAUUCGAUGAGAAUCCCCUGGCGGAAUUUGUGGAACUACCGGAGGAGGCUCUUGAGGGAGGGCUUUGGUUCAGUAAUGUACUCUGCGGGGUACUGAGAGGGGCUCUGGAGAUGGUGCAGAUGCAAGUCACCGCGACGUUCAUCUCGGAUGUGCUGCGGGGCGACGAGGCGACGGAAAUCCGCGUCACACUUGUAAAAUACCUGGAAGAGGAGGUGCCGGUUGGCGACGACUAGAUACGGCAGUAUGGAUGUACAGUAAUUCCUUCGUAUGAUAUUGCUCCCGCCUCCGACACGGGGCAGCGAGGCUCGUCCACAUAACCGCAGACGCAGGUCCAGGGCCUAGACACCUGAGGGCCCAGGGUGGCACAAAACCAUAACAGCAAGGAGGAACACGAGAGCACACGAAGCGCGACUAGUUGUACCGCUCGACCCUGUUGAGCUUCCUCGCCGUCCGCGCGUUGCUCUGCGUGUUCUGGCCCCUGACGGGCAGGUGCAUCGCGUGCCUCCGGCCGACGUAACUGCCGAUCAUACGCUGGUGCGCGAUGUUCUCCCGCAUCUGCCUGCGUAGGUCCGACUCGAUCUUGAUCUCCCGUAGGCGGUCUGGGGGUGUUGGGACCUCCGUCUCCGGGAGUGGUUGUCCAAGUGCGGGUGGAAUGUAGUUCGGUGCGGCCAGUGCGUGCGGGGCGACCGGCGGGGAGUUUGCGGGGGAGGAAAGGAAGGCCGUGAGGGCGGUGACCUGGGACUGGUUCAGGUUGCGGACUCUGCAUCGCUCGUGAAUUUGCACGCGCGCGCAGAGACGAAGGGCAGUCGUCUUCCCGACGCCGUAGAAGUGCGUCAAGGCAUGUUUGACCAGCUGAUUUUCGGGCAGAAGCACUCCAAGGACAUGCAUGGUGGCGGAGAGCUUGCAGCCAGCGGAUGUGCACGCAGUCGCAGUACCGGUGGCAAGCAGAGGAAACAAGUCUCACUGGCGCCCAUGUCGGCGUUCGCACGACACCU
Dichomitus squalens LYAD-421 SS1 is the source of this 1392-nucleotide messenger RNA. Its product is annotated as transport protein particle complex subunit. The transcript is spliced from 6 exons. NCBI's taxonomy places the organism in Eukaryota, Fungi, Basidiomycota, Agaricomycetes, Polyporales, Polyporaceae. Gene Ontology annotation, biological process: endoplasmic reticulum to Golgi vesicle-mediated transport; intra-Golgi vesicle-mediated transport. Gene Ontology annotation, cellular component: cis-Golgi network membrane; cytosol; TRAPP complex. The record is from RefSeq and is a predicted model, not a curated record. Bases 1 to 630 code for a protein of 209 amino acids.